AUGGCGAGCAACUCCUCGCCGAGGAGCGAUGUCGCGACACCCUCGCGUGCAGCUGGUACCGGUGCCAUGCCGGCAUCAUCGGAACGGAGACGGACUUCGCGGGAGACAUCGUCGGCGGACUACAAUUUGAAACGCAUGUCCCGCGCGUCGGUGGACGCAAAGACGUCUCGUUCGGGUUCGCGAGCAGGAACGCCGUCCAAGCUGUCGGAAACGAGUACGCAUAUGGAUAUUGAUCAUCUUGCUCCCACUCCUGCACCAGAACCGGUGAAGAAGAAGAAGAAGGGACUUGAAGGGUUGGGACUCUUUACGCCGGAGGCGAUACCGAAGGUGAAGCUUACGUCUACGGUUGUGGAUUAUUCAAAGCCGUCUGGUGAUGCAUUGACGGGUGUCAAGAGACGGGAUAGAGCGUUGAGUCCGCAGGGUCAGGAGGAAGAGACAUUGUUCAAGAAGAUCAAGACGACGCCGAAGAACGAUGACAAAGAGAAGCAGAGAGAAAGACGAGUCAAGACAAGCCCCGUAAAGUCACACUUGCCCGGAACAAAUGAAACUGUAGCAAGAAGUUUUGCAAAAGAAAGGGAUGCAAGCGGCGGGGCGUUGUUAUCGAAGGUCGUUUUGGCGCCCAGAGAACUCGAGGACGUCGGGAAGAUCGACAACGACGACUUCUGCUCGGCAUGCGGCCUACAAGGUCGAUUCCUCUGCUGCGAAUCAUGUCCUCGGUCAUUCCAUUUUAAUUGCCUGGACCCUCCAGUCGACGAGAACAAUCUACCGGAAGACGACUGGUAUUGCAAUGUGUGCAAAUCUCGAAAGUUCGGCGUACAAACACAACAAAGAGGACUGUUUCAGCAAAUGAUGACACAAAUGAAUCGGACAAAUCCAGUCGUGUUCAGGCUGCCAAAGCACAUCAGGGAUUACUUUGAGGGUGUUACGACCGGGCCAGCCGGGGAGUAUCAGGACACGAAGGACUUCAAGCCAAUAAAGAUCAACAAGAGCGGCUUUAUUGAGGAGGCGGAUCCAUAUAAGCUCAAGGACAAGCACGGCAAAGCAAUCCUUUGCUAUAAGUGCGGCAAAUCGGCACUCGAGGGUGCUAUCAUCAGCUGUGAUCACUGCCCAUCGCAUUGGCAUCUCGACUGCCUGUCCCCACCUCUGAUCGGCAUGCCAUCACAUAUUAAGCGCUGGAUGUGUCCGAACCAUGCACUGCACGCAAUGAAGAAACAGAGAGUCCCGAAGGGUCGGAAGGUGGUUGAUGUUCAGCUUUCGCGGGGUUUCAAGAACAAUGGGGAUGUGGAGAUUGCGAAUGAACAAGAGAAGGAGGCUGAAGACGAGUUUGAAGAAUUUACUGUUCAGGAUGUCAAAUACCGCCUGCCGGAACGGGGUAUCAAGCUGGACUUCCUGGAUAAGGUUAAGGGCACCUGGAAGGAGGUUCGCCGUACAAACGGUACCGGUUUUCGACGUCCACCAUCAGACAUCUCGAUGCCGUACAUGCACGUUCCUCCGCCAAUGAGUGAGACUGACGAGGAGUUACUGGAAAAUCGGACUGUGGACGAGCAAGAGGUUGUGCGGAAUGCAGUGACUCUCUUGUCAUCCAUGACGACGCGCAAUCAGAAAAACACGAGCUUGGCUGCAUUGAUUGACGUCGCGAUGGCAGACUUACAUCCUCUGCCCACACCUCCUAGCCAACAGGCUCGGCCCGGAUGUUCGGGUCUCUUGAGUGUCUCGUCACCCCCAGCAGAGGCCGAGCGCGUACAGCUCCUUGCCAUUCAGACAUUGCUGCGCGUCAAAGGGAAGGAAGCCUUGAUGAAGUUCUUGGAGGCAUGA
Messenger RNA from Saitoella complicata NRRL Y-17804, 1815 nucleotides. RefSeq lists its product as uncharacterized. Gene Ontology annotation, cellular component: Rpd3S complex. Gene Ontology annotation, biological process: regulation of transcription by RNA polymerase II. Bases 1 to 1815 code for a protein of 604 amino acids. The record is from RefSeq and is a predicted model, not a curated record. The transcript is spliced from 3 exons. NCBI's taxonomy places the organism in Eukaryota, Fungi, Ascomycota, Saitoellomycetes, Saitoellales, Saitoellaceae.